This is a messenger RNA of Purpureocillium lilacinum, 462 nucleotides long. RefSeq names its product histone H4. Gene Ontology annotation, molecular function: structural constituent of chromatin; protein heterodimerization activity; DNA binding. The record is from RefSeq and is a predicted model, not a curated record. Gene Ontology annotation, biological process: nucleosome assembly. NCBI's taxonomy places the organism in Eukaryota, Fungi, Ascomycota, Sordariomycetes, Hypocreales, Ophiocordycipitaceae.
AUGGCGCCAACGGUCGCCAGUCGUGGUGGCCCCGGACAGGCCCGUCGCGGACACGCACAUCCCUCUUCGUCGGGUGGCAAGACGCGUCCGGGCGUGGGAAUUGGCAAGGGCCGUCCUGGAGUCGCCGGCAAGACGGUAACGGGCUCGGUGCGGCAUCGCAAAAUGCUUCGCGAUAGCAUCAAGGGUGUCACAAAACCCGCAAUCAGACGGCUCGCUCGACGAGGCGGCGUCAAGAGGAUUUCGGCGGGCAUCUAUGAAGAGAUCCGCGCCGCGCUCAAGACUCGCCUCCGGACGGUUCUGGAAAUUUGCUCGGCGGUUGUCGAGUAUCGGAACGCCAAGACGGUCACAGUCAGUGACGUCAUAUUUGCCCUGAGAAGGAUUGGUCGACCCAUCUACGGCUUUGACCCCGACACGUACGACGCCAGGAAGAAGGAGCGGCACGAGCCUCUGCGAGACACUUGA